Molecule: messenger RNA, 6801 nt
Organism: Jaculus jaculus (lesser Egyptian jerboa)
Lineage: Eukaryota; Metazoa; Chordata; Mammalia; Rodentia; Dipodidae
Gene: Abca7
Product: ATP binding cassette subfamily A member 7
Exons: 46
Coding region: 38-6679 (2213 amino acids)
Biological process (GO): lipid transport; transmembrane transport
Cellular component (GO): membrane; intracellular membrane-bounded organelle
Molecular function (GO): ATP hydrolysis activity; lipid carrier activity; ATP binding
Source: RefSeq, a predicted model, not a curated record
UGAUCCAGGGCCCACUGCUUGCUUUGCUCUCCGGGAGAUGCCCGGAGCCCCUGCGGGAGGGAUGAAGACUAGGGACAGGCUGGCAGGUGUCAGUCACGCGGCACAGCCUCAGCCGCACCCUCUCCCUGACCAGAGUCACCAUGUCCUUCUGGACACAGCUGAUGUUACUCCUGUGGAAGAAUUACACGUACCGCAAGAGGCAGCCGGUAAGAUCCAGCUACUGGUGGAAUUACUGUGGCCCCUCUUCCUCUUCUUCAUCCUAGUGGCCGUCCGUCACUCCCACCCCCCUCUGGAGCACCACGAAUGCCACUUUCCCAACAAGCCGUUACCAUCAGCGGGCACGGUGCCCUGGCUCCAGGGCCUCAUCUGCAACGUGAAUAAUUCCUGUUUCCCUCAGCCAACGCCCGGAGAGGAGCCUGGGGUCUUGAGUAAUUUCAAGGACUCCCUGGUCUCCAGGGUACUAAAUGAUGCUCGCACUGUGCUUGGGGGGCGCAGUGCCCAAAGGACGCUGUCAGAGCUGGGGAAGCUGAUGCCCACACUGAAAGCUGCGCGUGACCGAGCCUGGCCUCAACAGACUGACCAGCCUUCCAUGACCACCGACUUUCUGGGGGCAUUGCUGCAAGGGGAAUCCUUGGUGUCAAUGCUGGGUCAAGCCCAAGACUCUGUGACCAGCUUCAUUGAAGCUGCUGAAGACCUAGCCCAGGAGCUUCUGGUGCUACCCAGCCUGGUGGAGCUGAAAGCUCUGUUGCGGAAACCACAGGGGACAGCUGGACCCCUGCAGCUGCUGUCAGAAACCUUGUGUAGCACGAAGGGGUCCAGCAGCCCAGGAGGCCUGUCACUCAACUGGUAUGAUGCCAGCCAACUCAGGGAGCUGGUGGGGCCAGAGCCAGAGCCAGCCCUGCCUGACAGCAGCUUGAGUCCAGCCUGCUCUGAGCUGAUGGGGGCCCUGGACGACCACCCGCUGUCUCGUCUGCUUUGGAGGCGCCUGAAACCACUGAUUCAUGGGAAAAUUCUAUUCACCCCUGAUACCAACUUUACCAGACAGCUCAUGGCCCAGGUGAACAGAACCUUCGAGGAGCUGGCUCUGCUGAGGGACAUCCCCGAGGUCUGGGCAAAGCUGGGAUCCCUGUUCUUUGCCUUUAUGAAUAACAGUGAAAAUGUGGUCAUGCUGCAGAGACUUUUAGAAAUGCAAGAUCCAGGGCAGAGGCAGCAGCGCCCAGGAGCCCAGGAGAGGGCGGAGGCCAUCAGAGCCUUUCUGGACCCCAGUAGGGGUGGUUACAGCUGGCAGGAGGCCCAUGCAGAUGUGGGGCGCCUGGUGGGGAUCCUAGGCCAAGUCAUGCAGUGUGUGUCCUUGGACAAGCUGGAGGCUGCAUCCUCGGAGGCCGCCCUGGUGUCUCGGGCCCUCCAGCUGCUGGCUGAGCGCCGCCUAUGGGCUGGAAUCGUCUUCCUGGGGCCCAAAGACCCUCAGGAUCCUGCCAAUGUGCCAACCCUGGACCCUGACCCGGGUCACCUUCGUAUCAAGAUCCGAAUGGACAUUGAUGAUGUCACCAGGACCAAUAAGAUCAGGGACAAGUUUUGGGACCCUGGCCCCUCUGCUGACCCUCUCACGGACCUUCGCUAUGUGUGGGGCGGUUUCGUAUACCUCCAGGACCUGCUGGAGAGGGCGGCUGUGCGAGUGCUGAGUGGCGCCGACCCCCACACAGGUCUCUAUCUGCAGCAGAUGCCAUACCCGUGCUAUGUAGACGACGUGUUCCUGCGUGUGCUCAGCCGCUCACUGCCUCUCUUCCUGACACUGGCCUGGAUCUACUCGGUGGCGCUCACGGUGAAAGCUGUGGUGCGGGAGAAGGAGACCCGGCUGCGGGACACCAUGCGCGCCAUGGGGCUGGGCCGCGGGGUGCUCUGGCUGGGUUGGUUCCUCAGCUGCCUGGUACCUUUCCUGGUUAGCGCAGCGCUGCUGGUGCUGGUGCUCAAGCUAGGAGACAUCCUCCCUUACAGCCACCCGGUCGUGCUCUUCCUGUUCUUGACGGCUUUCGCAGUGGCCACUGUGGUGCAGAGUUUCCUGCUCAGCGCCUUCUUCUCCCGAGCCAACCUGGCAGCGGCCUGCGGGGGUCUCGCCUACUUCUCGCUCUACCUGCCCUAUGUGCUGUGUGUGGCGUGGCGGGAACGGCUGCCCAUGGGUGGUCGUUUAGCAGCGAGCUUGCUGUCACCCGUGGCCUUUGGCUUCGGCUGUGAGAGCCUGGCCCUGCUGGAGGAGCAGGGUGAGGGCGCUCAGUGGCACAACCUGGGCAUAGGACCCUCGGAAGAUGUCUUCAGCAUGGUGCAGGCCUCAGCUUUCCUGUUGCUGGACGCUGUGAUAUAUGGCCUGGCCCUCUGGUACCUGGAGGCCGUGUGCCCAGGCCAGUAUGGGAUCCCUGAACCAUGGAAUUUCCCCUUUCGAAGGAGCUACUGGUAUGGACCUGGACCUCCCAAGGGUCCUGCACCAUCCCCCAUCCCACAAGAUCCAAAGGUGCUGAUGGAAGAGCCACCACCUGGCCUAAGUCCUGGUGUCUCUCUGCGAGGCCUGGAGAAGCACUUUCCCGGCUGCCCACAGCCAGCUCUGCGUGGACUCAGUCUGGACUUCUAUCAGGGUCACAUUACUGCUUUUCUGGGUCACAAUGGGGCCGGCAAGACAACCACAUUAUCCAUCCUGAGCGGCCUCUUUCCACCCAGCAGAGGCUCUGCCUUCAUCCUGGGCCACAAUGUUCAAUCCAGCAUGGCGGCCAUUCGCCCUCACUUGGGUAUCUGCCCACAGUACAAUGUGCUGUUUAACAUGCUGACCGUGGAGGAGCACAUCUGGUUCUAUGGCCGGUUGAAGGGUGUAAGUGUGACUGCCGUGGGUCCUGAGCAGGAGCGACUGCUUCAGGACAUUGGUCUUGUCCCCAAGCGGGGAACCCAGACACGCCAUCUCUCCGGUGGCAUGCAGCGGAAGCUGUCUGUGGCCAUUGCCUUUGUGGGUGGUUCUCAUGUGGUCAUUCUCGAUGAGCCCACUGCUGGUGUGGAUCCCGCUUCCCGCCGUGGCAUUUGGGAGCUGCUGCUCAAAUAUCGAGAAGGUCGCACACUGAUUCUAUCCACCCACCACCUGGACGAGGCAGAGCUCCUGGGAGACCGUGUGGCCAUGGUGGCAGGUGGCAGACUGUGCUGCUGUGGGUCCCCACUUUUUCUGCGACGUCAUUUGGGCCGUGGUUACUACCUGACACUUGUGAAAAGUCCCCAGUACCUAGCCACUGGAGAGAAGGUGAGGACUGGAGAGAAGGGGGACAGUGAGCACCCCAGACAGAAGCUAAAAAUGGGCAGUGAGGCAGGGACAACCCUCCCCCCAGAAGCCUGGGAUGGGAGCAGCGAAGUCCUGGCUCGUAGAUCUUCAAGGGUUCCUGACGUAUCCCCCACCCUCGCAAGUACACCCCAACUCCUGGCACUGGUACAAGGUUGUGUGCCUGGGACCCGACUGGUGGAGGACCUGCCCCAUGAGCUGGUGCUGGCACUGCCCUACGCAGGUGCUCUGGACGGCAGCUUUGCCAGCCUCUUCCAGGAGCUGGAUGGUCAUCUGGAAGCGCUGGGUUUCACUGGCUAUGGGAUCUCAGACACCAGCCUGGAAGAGAUCUUCCUAAAGGUGGUUGAGGACUAUGGUGUGCAGGGAGAUGCAGAAGGUGACAGCUCCAGUGGACACCUGCGUACACGCACUGCCACCCUACAGGCCGGGACACGAACAGACAUAGACACGUCCACAGUGGAGAAUGGGGAACCUGCUGGGUCUGCAGAACUGGGCAGCAAGGCCCCAAGGGGCUCCACUUCCAGCCCCGUGGGCCUUGUGCAGGGCUGGGCGCUCACCUGCCAACAACUCCGGGCCCUGCUGCGCAAGCGGUUUCUGCUGGCCCGCCGUAGCCGCCGAGGCCUCUUUGCGCAGAUUGCACUGCCUGCCCUCUUCGUGGGCCUGGCUCUUCUGUUCAGCCUCAUUGUGCCUCCCUUUGGCCAGUACCCAGCCCUGCGCCUCAGCCCCAGCAUGUACGGGAUGCAGGUGUCUUUCUUCAGUGAGGAUGCCCUUGGGGACCCUGACCGGGCCAGGCUGCUUGAGGCGCUCCUGAGGGAGGCUGGACUCCAGGAGCAGGACCCCUCUACCACGGCAUCUGAGUGCACAGCAACCCUCUCGUGCCACUUCUCAGUCCCCGCCGUCCCUGUCGAUGUGGCCAAGAUCCUGGCCAGUGGCAACUGGACCCCAGAAUUCCCAUCCCCCGCCUGCCAAUGUAGCCAGCCAGGUGCCCGCCGCCUGCUGCCUGAUUGUCCAGCUGGGGCAGGUGGCCCUCCACCACCCCAAGCAGUGGCCAGCUCAGGGGAGCUCAUCCAAAACCUCACGGGCCGGAAUGUGUCUGAUUUCCUAGUGAAGACCUACCCACGCCUGGUGCGCCAGGGGCUGAAGACAAAGAAAUGGGUGAACGAGGUCAGGUACGGGGGCUUCUCCCUGGGUGGCCGAGACCCUGAUCUACCAUCAGGACAGGAUGUGGGCCACACGGUGGCAGAAUUGCGGGCACUGCUGAACCCCCAGCCCGGUGAUGCACUUGACCGUGUCCUGAACAACCUAACGCAAUGGGCUUCUGGCCUUGAUGCCCAGAACAGCCUCAAGAUUUGGUUUAACAACAAGGGCUGGCACGCCAUGGUGGCCUUCCUCAACCGAGCCAACAAUGCGCUGCUUCAAGCUCACCUGCCCCAGGGCCCCUCCCGCAGUGGUCACAGCAUCACCACACUCAACCAUCCCUUGAACCUGACCAAGGAGCAGCUGUCAGAAGCCACACUGAUGGCCUCUUCAGUGGAUGUCCUCAUCUCCAUCUGCGUGGUGUUCGCCAUGUCCUUCGUCCCAGCCAGCUUCACCUUGGUUCUCAUAGAGGAACGAGUCACCAGAGCCAAACACCUGCAGCUCGUUGGGGGCCUAUCCCCGACCCUGUACUGGCUGGGCAACUUCCUGUGGGACAUGUGUAACUACCUGGUGACGGUGUACAUCGUGGUGCUUAUCUUCCUGGCCUUCCAGCAGAGGGCGUACGUGGCGCCCGCCAACCUGCCCGCCCUGCUCCUCCUGCUGCUGCUGUAUGGUUGGUCCAUCACACCGCUGAUGUACCCAGCGUCCUUCUUCUUCUCGGUACCCAGCACGGCCUAUGUGGUGCUCACCUGCAUCAACCUGUUCGUGGGGAUCAACAGCAGCAUGGCCACCUUUGUGCUUGAGCUCUUCUCAGAUCAGAAGCUGCAGCAUGUGAGCCGCAUCUUGAAGCAGGUGUUCCUCAUCUUCCCCCACUUCUGCCUGGGCCGAGGGCUCAUUGAUAUGGUGCGGAACCAGGCCAUGGCGGAUGCCUUUGAGCGGCUGGGAGACAGGCAAUUCCAGUCACCAUUGCGCUGGGAGGUGAUUGGCAAGAAUCUCUUGGCCAUGGCAGCCCAGGGGCCUCUGUUCCUCCUCCUUACGCUGCUGCUCCAGCACCGCAGCUGCCUCCUACCACAACCCAAACCAAAGAUGUGGCCACCCCUGGGGGAGGAGGAUGAAGACGUGUUGCGGGAGCGGGAGCGGGUUGCCAAAGGGUCCACCCAAGGGGAUGUAUUGGUGCUCAAGAACUUGACCAAGGUGUACCGCGGGCAGAAGACUCCAGCAGUAGACCGCCUGUGCCUAGGGAUCCCGCCUGGGGAGUGCUUCGGGCUGCUGGGUGUGAACGGAGCUGGGAAAACGUCCACCUUCCGCAUGGUGACGGGGGAUACGAUGCCCAGUGGUGGUGAGGCUUUCUUGGCCGGUCACAGCGUGACCCAGGAGCCCGCCGCUGCACACCAACGCAUGGGGUACUGUCCCCAAUCUGAUGCCAUCUUCGACCUGCUGACUGGCCGGGAGCACCUGGAGCUGUUCGCACGCCUGCGUGGUGUCCCUGAGGCCCAGGUAGCACAGACAGCCAGCUCUGGCUUGGCCCGCCUGGGGCUACCUCUGUAUGCGGAUCGACUCGCAGGGACCUAUAGCGGAGGCAACAAACGGAAGCUAGCCACGGCUGUGGCUCUGGUGGGGGAUCCCGCUGUGAUCUUUCUGGAUGAGCCCACCACGGGCAUGGACCCAGGCGCGCGGCGCUUUCUGUGGAACAGCCUGCUGGCCGUGGUGCGCGAGGGCCGCUCCGUGGUGCUCACGUCGCACAGCAUGGAGGAAUGCGAGGCACUGUGCACGCGCCUGGCCAUCAUGGUGAACGGCAGGUUCCGCUGUCUGGGCAGCGCGCAGCACCUCAAGAGCAGGUUCGGGGCUGGCCACACACUGACCCUAAGGGUGCCAUCCCAUCGACCAGAGCCCGCAGUGGCCUUCGUGACCGGAGCGUUCCCUGGGGCCGAGUUGCGCGAGUUGCAUGGCGGUCGCCUGCGCUUCCAGUUGCCCCCGGGAGGGCACUGCACCCUGGCACGGGUCUUUGGGGAGCUGGCGGCCCACGGCCAGGAGCACGGCGUGGAGGACUUCUCUGUGAGCCAGACCACACUGGAGGAGGUGUUCUUGUACUUCUCCAAGGACCAGGGAAGAGAGGGUGAAGACCCUCCGCUGGAGGAGGGAGAGAGGCAUGACUCCUCUGCAGGUCCUCAACGGCCCAAAUGCAUCAGCCGCUUUCUGGAAGACCCCAGCUCCGAGGAGACCAUGCUCUGAAAGGCCCUGGCUUGGGAAUGGCCAGGCAGGAGGUCCCUAGGCUAAGCAGAGGGUCCCAGGACCACAUUCAGCUGCUGGGACGCCCUCAACCCCCGAGAGAAUAAAGAGAAAACUGGAAAGAA